AUGCCUGCCGACUUCGAAUACACCUUCGUAGGCUUCCCAACCCGCUAUUCCUCAUGGACAGCCCGCGCCGCCACGGUGCUAGAUUACUUCCAAAUCCCUCACAAGAAGGAAGUCUUCCACCUCAAACAGAGGCCCUAUCCCACCUCGCGACCUAUCCAACCCCCUUAUAAGGGUGGUCUCCUUCCCGCCCUAGUGGUGCAUUCUACUGGAACGGAGGCAUCAGACUUCACCAUCUACGACUCCCUUGCCAUACUCGAAUUCCUCGCCGAAACGCACCCGGAACAUCAUCUAUGGCCAGAGGAUAAGCAGCUGCGGGCCUUGGCGCGCAGUGCCACGGCGAAGAUGCACUCCGGCUUCACCACGCUGAGGGACGAGUUCGCGACCAACUUCAUUGCGAGGUAUCAGUUCACAGGUGAAGUGCCCAUGAGCGAAAAAGCCAAGAGAGAGUGCGAGGAGAUGGUGAAGUUGUGGAGCUCGUCUCGGGCCGCGACGGUAGAGAGGCUGAAGGCAUUGGGAAAGGAAGACGACGACGAAGGCUUUCUCUUUGGGAAGUUUGGAAUCGCCGAUGCAUUCUUCUGGCCAGUUUUAUGGCGUUUCCGCACCUACAACCUACCCCUAAUGGGCAUUAGUGAUCAAGGUUUGGAUUGGAUGGAAACGAUAUGGAAGGAUCCGAAGUUCAAGGCUAUCGGAAAAGAUUACUUCGCUCAGGCCGAAGAUCCAGCUAACACGGUGGAUCAUUACGACGACAUCUUCAAAGGAAACCCGGAUGUGAAGUAUGGGUCGUUUUCCGAGGACUGGGAGUUUGAACGUCCAACUGAACAAAGAUUCUAUGAAGAGGUAGUUGCCGUGCAAAUCCGACCGGGUUACAAUUUUCAGCCCCUCCGGAGAAACUAA
Molecule: messenger RNA, 894 nt
Organism: Diaporthe amygdali
Lineage: Eukaryota; Fungi; Ascomycota; Sordariomycetes; Diaporthales; Diaporthaceae
Exons: 3
Coding region: 1-894 (297 amino acids)
Biological process (GO): glutathione metabolic process; L-phenylalanine catabolic process
Molecular function (GO): maleylacetoacetate isomerase activity; glutathione transferase activity
Source: RefSeq, a predicted model, not a curated record